AUGGAAGUGAAAAGUAAAAUAACUAACAAAUCUAGUUGGGUUUACCCUCUAUUCUGGAAGGGAUGGCGAACAGAGAGUCUAUCGUACGAACACUUAAGCCGAUGCUCUAAAGACGAUGAGGCGCUUGUAGUGGUUCAACAAUUGGAAAGCAAUUGGGACAUUGAACGCCGUAAGCGUAAUCCUAAAUUCUGG
Messenger RNA from Medioppia subpectinata, 192 nucleotides. NCBI's taxonomy places the organism in Eukaryota, Metazoa, Arthropoda, Arachnida, Sarcoptiformes, Oppiidae. The record is from the annotation of a GenBank genome assembly.